Messenger RNA from Cynocephalus volans (Philippine flying lemur), 6398 nucleotides. RefSeq names its product alpha kinase 2 (gene ALPK2). Lineage: Eukaryota; Metazoa; Chordata; Mammalia; Dermoptera; Cynocephalidae. The transcript is spliced from 11 exons. The record is from RefSeq and is a predicted model, not a curated record. Bases 1 to 5829 code for a protein of 1942 amino acids. Gene Ontology annotation, molecular function: protein serine/threonine kinase activity; ATP binding. Gene Ontology annotation, biological process: protein phosphorylation.
AUGGGAGCCGGGGAGUCGGCACCUCAAGGGGGCAGCCCCAGUGGUACAGAGCCCAAAAGGGGAAGGUCCUGUACCAGAAAUGAUGCUGCUGUUUAUCAAAUCUCGGCUAAAAACUGUUCUGGAAUGAUCUGCUGCUCUGCUUCCAUUGAGGUCGAGUGCUCAUUGGAGAACCCACAGCUCUCUCCUAACCUGAAAGAUGACAGGAACACAGGUUGGAAAUAUGAAACAGAGGCAAGUGAGGGGAAAAGCACAAAUGGCAUUGAUAAGAAGGAACAUCCUUUUAAGGAAGCAGACAGUGUCUCCCCAGGUGCUCCCACGCCAUUUGAUUCCUGUCCCCUCAAAUUCAACUGUUUACGCUCACUCCAGUUAUCGGCCAGUAAUGACACUAGUGCAGCCAGUUCUGAAGCCCCCUCGGAUGUUAACGGAACAAAGCAAACUGAACAGGCUGAGGAUCCGAAUACCACAGAGGAAACUGCAGAUGGGUCGCUUCUCCUUCAUUCAAGCAAUACUCCUGAAAAACAAGAUGUUUGUCACCACAGGCCAGCACAUUCCAAAGUACCAAGGUUGGUAGGUGGUGGCCUAAGCAAUGACAGCCCUAAUGAUGAAGCCUUAUACUCUAGUCAUCAGAGUCCCAAAGUGCAGAAAUACAUCAGCUUCAGCCAACCGCUCUCCGAGGCGACGGCCUGCAUUUCCCCAGGUGACAGUGCCAGGGUCAACAAGCAACUCGGCCCACAGGUUUCCAGCAAAGACACUGACGGUGACUAUGAGCUUUGCCCAGAGAUAACCCUAACCUACAUGGAAGAAUUUUCAGAUGAUGACCUGGAGUAUCUGGAAUGUUCCGACGUUAUGACAGAUUACACUAAUGCAGUUUGGCAAAGGAACCUGCAGGGGACUGAGCAUGUUUUUUUAUUAGAAAGCGAUGACGAAGAGAUGGAAUUCAGUGAGCAUGGCCUGGGUGGGUGUGGGCACUUCCUCAGUGAAAUGGGUUGCGGGCCUCGGGUGUCGGAUGACACUGAGUCUAUGGGCGCCACCACUGGCUUCUGUGGUUAUCACUCACGGCCCCAAGAAGUGGGGACAAGGAACAGCAGAGCCUGCAUGCACGGCCCCUUAUCCUCACAAACAGGGAUGACUCUUACGUUGGGACCUCACCAGGAUGGAACAUCUACGGUGACAGAACAGGGGAGAUAUAAACUCCCUGCUUCUUCUGAGGCUGCUGAAAAUGAUUAUCCAGGAAUUCAAGGAGACAGAGAUAGCCACCAAGCAGGAGAGGAAUUCUCCAGUGACCAUCUGCUAAACAUGGAUAAAGCAGCGACAGAGACCCAGAGGAAGCCCUUGUCUGGUGAGUUAGAAAAAUCAGGGAUGAGCCAGUUUUUGGAGAUGGCUGAGAAGAGAGAAGGGGAAAAGGGCUUGUGGAGUAAGAGGGGCCUACAGACACCUGCCAGGGGGAGGCGACCAGGAAUUAAGGGAAAACCCAAGAAGCUGAAUGCCAACCUAAAAGAGAGUGCAACAGCAAGCAGCCUUAAUCUUCUCCGUCCCAAAGGACUUGCUAAGCACCCGCUAACCCGGAGUGGUGAAAGAGAGACUCCUCAUGCCAAAGCAGGAGCUGCUGAUUGGAAUUCCCACUUCCAUGCAGGAGAAUGUGCCCCUUCAACCCAGGCAGAGCAAGAAGUGGAAACCCUCCAAACUCCAACAGACUCACUCCCCAAAGCAGGGGACGCUGGCUUCAAGGGAGAAGGGAUGCAGGUUAAUAACCUAUUUGAAACAAGCCAGUUUCCAGACCCAGGUAAUCGUCCUCAGGUGCAAAUUCAGGAAAUGGUCAGGGAGAGAACAUGUCUCAGCCAGAUGCCAGCUUUCUCAGAGCCUGCCGGGGAGGAGUCUUCAUUCAUCGGGACCACAACAAAUUCCUUCCCCAACUCAGGAGGGACCCAUGAGGAACACGCAUCAUUGGCCCGAUACCUGGAGGUAGAAAGCUGUACUCAAGGCCCACAGCAUGAAGAAAAACAAGACAGAGAAUACAACACUCCUAGCCAUUGCUGGGAAGACCUUGAACAUGAGUUGAGCAUCUCAGAAGCCAAGGGUGGAAUUCUGUCCCCAGGGGGGCUCUCCGCACAUCUCCCCCAGGACGCCAGUGCUGGGCACAGGUACCCUGAGGCUCUCUCUGUCGCUUCCACUGAACACACAGAUCCUGCCCUCACUCUGCAAAAUGUGUGCGAUGGGCCAAGGGGCAGAGAAGUGGCGUGUAUGAUGGAGUGUUUUGAAGCCGGUGACCAAGGAGCGUGUUGUGAUGCCACGGGUCCUCCUGUGGCAGCACCAGCGGAUAAAUAUUUGCCUCAAGAAAUUUGCUCCACAGACUUCACACUGGCAGGAGUUCCAAGCAAAGCCAAAUACCUUGCUGUUUCCAUUGCUGAGAACAACCACGCAGAUGGUGCUGAGGAGAGCUCACCUCAGGCACCAGAGGAGAAUAUUGUCCAAUUUCCUUCCAAUGUACAGUUUGGUCAUAUUUUAAGUGGCCCCACCACCAAACCUACAGAAGACCCACUUUGCAUGGCAUCCAGUGUACCAAGGGCCCACAGCCAUGUCCCCCAGCUCCCAGAGGGAGAAAGUUUCUGUAGCGAUUCCCUUCUUCAGAUUGAUAGUCAGACAGGAGAUGAGAGCCAGACUAGGGACAGAGCAGCCAAUAGGAGCCUUAAAGAGCACUUCCAGGAAAAAAGAAGUGAAACAAAGCAGAGGAUCCAGCAGAAAAGCCUGGCCCACCAGGGUUCUCUUUCUGCGGAUGAUUCUCAAGAAAGUGUGCCCACCACAUCUCCUGCGCAAGAGGAAAUGAACUGGGUGCCCUUGGAGCACUCACCAGCAAACUCCAGGGAAGAAAGAGGACAGAGCUCAGGCCUGGGGAUGAGUGUCUCCAUGGCGGAUGAAGACAGUCAGGGUCUGAGCAAUGUUUCAUCUCUCUCGAGUGUUCUUCUGGAGGAGUCUAAAGAGAAUGGAUUAGGACAUCAGGAAGCAGGCAACAAGCUGAAGAUUAUAACUCUAGAGGCUCCUGUUUCAGAAAUCUGGCCACCCAGAGAACUGACACAUUCUGAGUGCAAAGAGUUGGAAGCUGGUCCCAUAGUGCCUGACAGGGUCUGGGCUGUACCUGAUGUUCUAAAGGCAGAUACCGCUGUGCCUGAACUGGAUGCCUCUGGAGUAGCAACAGUGGCUCACAGUCCGCAGCAUGAGUCUGACUCAGCCCCUGUGAAUAACAGAGAGAUCCAUAAAGGUGAAGAACUGGGCCGCAGAGCACACUGGAGCAGUCUUUCCUCCCAGUAUUUGAGCCAACCCAGAUUCCUGGAGUCAUCCGUGGACCCCAUAGAUGAAAAGGCAUUAUGUGUUGCAGAUUCACUACCAGAGGCUUCCAAAACCGGAAGGAAGGAAGAUGUUAACAACGUGAGUCGAGGCCAGGGGGAAAACCAACUCAAGGUGGAUCACCCUGGCUUCUUUAAACAGUUUCUGACCUGCCCUAAAAUCCUAGAGUCCUCUGUCGAUCCCAUUGAUGAAACAAGUUUGAUAGAGUGUACAGGAGCUGGACAACAAGUGCCUUCUGAAUGCACACAGGGGGUCAUCGGAGAGGGCAGUAAAUUGAAUGAUGGAAACUUGGGCCAGAGAGUGGAAGUCCAACCUGCUGUUUUGCAAGUUCCAGAGGAGACCCUUCCAAGUGAAAGCAGAAGCCACAGAAACCAAGAGGACAGCGAGAGAGGGGCGGCCAAACAAAGUCAACACGGUGAGGCAGAAGUGGAAGCCCACCCUGCCAUUUGGCAAGUCCCAUGUGCUGAUGGAGGCAGGGAGAGAACUCCAGGUGGAUGCGGCAUAAACCAGAUACAAGAAGGCACCGGCAGAAGCUUAGCCGAACAGAGUAAAAAGGACAAAGCAGGGUUCACUUUCCCCAUGUCACCUCUUCCUAGAUGUCUUGCGAUGACGACUCCUGAAUCUGUUGUGGUUGAUACUCACAAUUCCACAGGCUGGAUUCAUGACAUCUCUGAAAAUGACUUAGUUGAGCCCCCACAUCAUCAGGAUGUAUUUUCUGACUCAAAGGAAAGAGGAACUAUCGAGAACAAGUGUGGGAAACAUUUGACCUCUUCUAGCGAUCUUACGCGAUUGCCUAGUACUUCAUCUCUUAAACGAAAUAUCACACGCAUUUCAAUAAGCCAUGAAGUUCAGGAACCUAAAAUAGAGGAGCCUGAAAUUGGGGAAACCAAACUCCCAAGCUCAUCUGUCUCGCCAACAAUGACUUUGGCAUUCAUUUCAGGAGAAUGUGAGUCAGAGAAAGCCUCCAGGUUACUGCAGGACCUGUGUCAAAAGUGCACCCUGGGAUGUGUGAAAAAGCCAAGGGAAAAGGACAGGCUCAGCCACUUGGCAGCCCAAACUGGCAAAUUACCAGAGGCCCAACCAGCAGUGACUGGCUCAAAGGAGGUCAAGAAAAAGCAAGAGACCUCAGGAAGUGGACAUUUAGCUGAGGGAGUAAAGAAGAAAAUUCUGUCCAGGGUGGCAGCCUUGAGAGUGAGAUUGGAAGAAAAAGAAAAUGUCAGAGAGAACUCAAGCUUUCUAAAAAAGAUUCCUAAACUAGAGACAUCGUUAUCAUGCCCAGAUGAGAAAAAAGACUCCAAAAAGUCACCAUGCAAAAGAGAAGGAAAAGCUCCAGUAUUACUGAAAAAGAUCCAAGCCGAGAUGUUCCCUGACCACUCUGGAAAUGUAAAACUAAGCUGCCAGUUUGCAGAAAUUCAUGAAGAUUCUACCAUCUGGUGGACAAAAGAUUCAAAGUCAAUAGCGCAAGUGCAGAGAAGUGCAGGGGACAACUCCACUGUUUCCUUUGCCAUCGCUCAAGCCAGUCAGAAGGACCAGGGUCACUAUUACUGCUGCAUCAAGAACAGCUAUGGAAAAGUGACUGCUGAGUUUAACCUCACAGCCGAAGUUCUCAGACAGCUUUCAAGUCACCAGGAUGUAAGAGGAUAUGAGGAGAUUGAAUUCAGCCAGCUCAUCUUCAAAGAAGACUUUCUCAACGACAGAUACUUCGGGGACCGCCUGCACGGGCAGAUUGCCACGGAGGAGCUGCACUUUGGAGAAGGGGUCCACCGCAAAGCCUUCCGCAGCAAAGUGAUGCAGGGCCUCAUGCCCGUCUUCCAGCCUGGCCAUGCCUGUGUGCUCAAGGUACACAACGCCAUCGCCCAUGGGACCAGAAACAACGAUGAGCUCAUCCAAAGGAACUACAAACUGGCUGCCCAGGAAUGCUAUGUUCAAAAUACUGCCAGAUACUAUGCCAAGAUCUAUGCUGCUGAAGCACAGCCUCUGGAAGGCUUUGGAGAAGUGCCAGAGAUCAUUCCUAUUUUUCUUAUCCAUCGACCUGAGAACAACAUCCCUUAUGCAACAGUGGAGGAGGAGCUGAUUGGAGAAUUUGUGAAGUAUUCCAUCAGGGACGGGAAGGAAAUAAACUUCCUGAGAAGAGAAUCAGAGGCUGGCCAGAAAUGUUGUACCUUCCAGCACUGGGUGUACCAGAAAACAAGUGGCUGCCUGCUGGUUACGGACAUGCAGGGUGUGGGAAUGAAGUUAACUGACGUUGGCAUAGCAACACUGGGGAAAGGGUACAAAGGAUUUAAAGGCAACUGUUCCAUGACCUUCAUCGAUCAGUUUAAAGCGCUACACCAGUGUAACAAGUAUUGUAAAAUGCUGGGACUCAAGUCCCUUCAAAACAACAACCAGAAACAGAAGAAGCCAGGCACGGGGAAAAGCAAAGUGCAGACGAAUUCCACAACAGUGGGGAAGACAGACUCUGGGACCCCAGCAGAAAAGAAAACCUAACAGCCCUCAUUAACUAACGGCCCCCAGCUAGCAGCACAGUCUUGUGAGUGAAAAUCUGCAAACACGCAGGAGAAAAUACACAGCCUGCACAGAGUGUGUGACCAUCCCUGUUCCCAGCCGACUGUGCUCCCACAUGCAUCUAAACCCGUCACCUGCUGUCUUUGCUGAAAUGAUUUCCGAACAGGAUCUGUGACCAGACUUAUGGAGAGACUGAAUCAACUGUCCAUUCUUUGUAUACACGUUAAGUCUUUUUACCAACCUCAUGUCAUGUCUGUUUGUGUAUUUGCGUGUGGUUGUGUUGUCGAGGACUUGGUGCUGAGCAGGGUCUGUCCACAACCAAAAUCCUUUCCACCCCCAUUCCUAACCUCGGGAUUUCUAGACAUAUCCAGCUGUGAUGUAAACAGAAAUCAUGAAUUCCCCCACUGGGUUGAGCUUCACUAGUGUUGAAGAAGCUGUGGUUGCUGGAGAUGGCUUCUGAAACCUAAGGCCAUUUCCCAUUGUUAUUCACAGAGCCAGUUACAAUGUUCUGUUCCAUUAAAUUCAUAUAUAAACAUAAAGUGUAAGAUGUU